AUGCCUCCCAAGAAGCAGCAAGUUCAAGAAAAGGUCCAUUUGGGCCGUCCAGGAAACAACCUGAAGAGUGGUAUCGUUGGUCUUGCCAAUGUCGGCAAGUCGACACUCUUCCAAUCCAUCACCAAGUCCUCCUUGGGUAACCCGGCCAACUUCCCCUAUGCCACCAUUGACCCCGAGGAGGCCCGCGUUAUCGUCCCCGAUGAGCGGUUCGACUGGCUCUGCCAGCACUACAAGCCCAAGUCGCAGGUUCCUGCUAACUUGACCGUGUACGAUAUUGCCGGUCUGACCCGCGGUGCCUCUACUGGUGCAGGCUUGGGUAACUCCUUCCUGUCCCACAUUCGCGCUGUCGAUGCCAUUUUCCAGGUGGUCCGCUGCUUCGAUGAUGCUGAGAUUAUUCACGUCGAGGGUGAUGUCAACCCUUGUCGUGAUUUGAACAUCAUCAGCGAGGAGCUGCGCAUUAAGGAUAUGGAGUUUGUCGAGAAGGCUCUCGAAGCCCUCGGCAAGCAGACUCGCCGUGGUGGACAGUCCCUUGAGAUGAAGAAGCUCAAGGAAGAGGAGGCUACCACAGCUAAGAUCCUUCAGUUCCUGAAGGAUGGCAACGACAUCCGCAAGGGUGAUUGGAGCCCCAAGGAGGUCGAAGUCAUCAACCCUCUGUUCCUGCUCACUGCCAAGCCCGUCGUGUACCUUGUCAAUCUGAGCGAGAGAGAUUACAUCCGCCAGAAGAACAAGUACCUUCCCCAAGUCUUUGAGUGGAUCAAGACCAACUCGACUGGUGACCCCAUUCUUCCCGUCUCUGCACAGUUCGAGGAGCGUCUGACUCUUAUGCACGAUGAUGCGGCCGCUGAGGCCGAGUGCAAGACCUUGGGCACCAAGUCCGGUCUGCCCAAGAUUAUCACCACCAUGCGUUCAGCCCUGAGCUUGGCCAGCUUCUUCACCACUGGUGAGGAUGAGGUUCGCCAGUGGACUAUCCGCAAGGGUAUCAAGGCUCCUGCUGCGGCUGGUGUGAUUCACACCGAUUUCGAGAAGACCUUUAUUCAGGCCAUCGCAUACAACUACGCUACUCUGCGUGAGGUUGGUGAUGAAGCCGGUGUCAAGGCCGCUGGUAAGAUCAUGACCAAGGGCAAGGAUUACGUCGUCGAGGACGGUGAUAUCCUGCUCAUCAAGGCCGGUGCUGCUAAGCACUAG
This is a messenger RNA of Penicillium paradoxum, 1185 nucleotides long. RefSeq names its product YchF/Obg family ATPase. Lineage: Eukaryota; Fungi; Ascomycota; Eurotiomycetes; Eurotiales; Aspergillaceae. The transcript is spliced from 3 exons. The record is from RefSeq and is a predicted model, not a curated record. The coding region runs from base 1 to 1185 and encodes 394 amino acids. Gene Ontology annotation, cellular component: cytoplasm. Gene Ontology annotation, molecular function: GTP binding; ATP binding; ATP hydrolysis activity.